Molecule: messenger RNA, 906 nt
Organism: Aspergillus bombycis
Lineage: Eukaryota; Fungi; Ascomycota; Eurotiomycetes; Eurotiales; Aspergillaceae
Exons: 2
Coding region: 1-906 (301 amino acids)
Molecular function (GO): monooxygenase activity; heme binding; iron ion binding
Source: RefSeq, a predicted model, not a curated record
AUGACAAGCGAUGACCGGCACGAAAUUGAAGAAAUCGAAGGAGUAUUCGCGAAGACGCUAUCAGCAGUUCAUGCAAUACCUAACCUACUUGUAGAAGUCUUUCCAAUAUUGAACUAUCUUCCUAAGAGACUAGCGAGGUGGAAGCAAACCGGUGACACCAUCCAUAACAAGGCUGUGGCAAUCUUUACAGAGAAAGCCAAGGCGGCUCAGGCCGAUCACACAUGGAACUGGGCCAAGGUCAUCUUCGCCCUAAAAGAGGCGCAGCAGUUACCGUUGACUGAGCUCAGUUACAUAAUUAGGAUCCUAUACGAGGUGACACUUGAGACAACCGUCAAGACACUGGAAGUGUUCAUUUUAGCGGGUGCUUUGCAUCCAGCUGCUGUGAAGCGAGCCCAGGAGGAGCUUGACGAAAUGGUAGGACAGGACCGAAUGCCCACAUCUGAGGACCUUCCAACACUCCCAUAUACGGCUGGAAUUCCGAAGGGAGCGACAGUAGUUGCAAACCAUUGGUCAUUAGAAUUCGACGACAAAAUCUUCGAAGACCCAUACGACUUUCAGCCAGAACGAUGGCUACAGAAUCCAAAUCUGCCCCGAAAUGCCUUUGAGUUUGGCAGACGAUCAUGCUCUGGAGAGCACCUUACACGCGAUUCCCUCUUUAUUAUCAUCUCUCGUGUCAUAUGGGGCGAUAAUAUUGUACGUCCUCAUGAUGAUGACACGCAAGAAGGUAUUGACCCUUGGGCAAUGGCGGACGGCGUAACUUCUGGGCCAAUGCCUUUCAGAGUAUCAUUUCAGGUUCUCAGCCCCAAACACCAGUGUGUGAUUGAGAAGGAAUGGAUGCCAUCGGAAAAGGACACAGCAGAAUUCCUUGUUUCCAUCAAGGAAAGAAUGGAAAAUCAAGCUGCCUAG